AGCUUGCACAGCGUUACAUCUUCAGCUGUGGAUUGGUGCUACGGUCUCACUCGCUUGACCUACAUUGCUCAGUCGAAUCAUGCAGCUGUGAGACGCAAGUAAGACAAACCUUCUCAGCUAUUUUCGCCUAACAGGGCUUGUGGAUUUGCUGCAAAUGACGAUUGCCUCUCAAGGCUGUAACAUCAAAUCCGGGUCAUUAUUCCAGCGAAGAAGUACUACUUGAGCAAACCGAAAACAUCAAUUCCAGAGACGCCAUCAAAUACAUCUAACCAUCCUUAAUCAAUCCAUCACAACCUCUCGAUCGACAUAUCCUUGCCAAACUAGUUCAACUCCACCAACUCCAACCCAUAACACCAUGGACACCUCAGACUCCUUCCUCAAAGCCCCAGAAAAACAGAUCUUCACCAGACCUCUCCGUGUCCUAGUAAUCGGCGCCGGGAGCCGAGGAACAGCAUACGCCCAAUCCACACUCAACGCAACAAACUCCCUCGUGGCCGCAGUCUGCGAACCCAUAGAGUACAAGAGGCGGGAAUUCGGACGAAAGUUCAUCUGGGGCACCAGCCCCGCGAAGCCUAACCAAGCGUUUCCAGACUGGCGAGCAUGGGCCGCGUACGAGGCGCAGCGGCGCGAGAAAGAGGAACAGGGGGAAGACGUAGAGGCGGGCAUCGACGCCGUGUUUGUAUGCGUGCUGGACGAGAUGCACGAAGAGGUAGUGUGUGGCAUUGCACAUCUACGCGUGCAUGUUUGCGUUGAGAAGCCGCUGAGCACGCGGCUGGAGAGCUGCGUGAGGAUGUAUCGGGCGUUGAAGAGCGCUGGCACAGAUGCAGAUAUAGGAAAGAAGAAAGACCCCAUCUUCGGCAUCUGCCACGUCCUGCGCUACUCGCCGCAUAACAUGCUGCUGCGGGAUCUAGUCCUGGAGAAGAACGUCAUCGGCGAUGUUCUGAGCGUCGAACAUGUCGAGCCGGUGGGCUGGUGGCACUUUAGUCACAGCUACGUCCGAGGCAACUGGCGCAAAGAAUCCACAUCCGCGCCCUCUCUCCUCACAAAAUCAUGCCACGACAUCGACUUCCUGAUGUGGCUCCUCUGCUCGCCCGCCCGAUCCGCACCCAUCUCCACGCCCCCACACCUCCCCUCAACCAUAACCUCCACAGGCACACGCUCCUUCUUCCGGCGCGAGCGCAAACCAAAAGCCGCCGGCACCGCAACAAACUGUCUCUCCUGCCCGCACGAACAAGCCUGCACCUACAGCGCCAAGAAGAUCUACCUCGACCGGCACCUGCGCAAGGGCAACACAGCCUGGCCCAUAAAAAUCAUCAACCCGGAAAUCGAAGACAUCUUCCACACCGCGGGGAAAGACGCAGCAGAAGCCCAGCUCCUAGCUAACCUCGCGGAGGACUACACGUCCAGCACGCCUGUGGCUGACGUCGAGAAACGGCCUUGGUUCGGGCGCUGCGUGUGGGACGCUGAUAACGAUGUGUGCGAUGACCAGCACGUAGUCAUCAGCUGGGCGGACUCCCCCCUUCCCGGGCCCAACACCGAUGAUGAGAGGAACCGCCGCGCUGCAAAAACAGCGUCCUUCCACAUGACGGCCUUCACGCAGAAGAUCUGCGAGCGCCGCGGCCGCAUCUACGGCACUGCUGGCGAGCUCGCGUAUGACAGCACGACGAUUAGCGUGUAUGAUUUUGCGUCGGGGGAGACGGUGGUUCAUGAGCCGCAUUUGGCGGGCGGGGGGCAUGGGGGCGGGGAUGAGGGGCUGGUGAGGCAGUUUUUGAGGGCGGUGGAUGCGGUGGAGAGUGGGGGCGUAGAGGCGCAGGAGGCGCAGAGGAGGUUCCUUGGGUGCGAUUUGGAGGAGGUGGUGAGGAGUCAUGCGGUUGUGUUUGCGGCUGAGGAGGCGAGGAGGGAGGGGAGGGUGGUGGAUUGGGGGGUUUGGUGGGGGGAGAGGGUUGAGGGGGGGUUGGGGGCGUAG
Messenger RNA from Dothidotthia symphoricarpi CBS 119687, 1966 nucleotides. Its product is annotated as streptomycin biosynthesis protein StrI. The transcript is spliced from 2 exons. The record is from RefSeq and is a predicted model, not a curated record. Gene Ontology annotation, molecular function: nucleotide binding. The coding region runs from base 356 to 1966 and encodes 536 amino acids. NCBI's taxonomy places the organism in Eukaryota, Fungi, Ascomycota, Dothideomycetes, Pleosporales, Dothidotthiaceae.